Messenger RNA from Teleopsis dalmanni, 3141 nucleotides. RefSeq lists its product as uncharacterized. The coding region runs from base 206 to 2941 and encodes 911 amino acids. The record is from RefSeq and is a predicted model, not a curated record. Lineage: Eukaryota; Metazoa; Arthropoda; Insecta; Diptera; Diopsidae. The transcript has 10 exons.
UAAUAAAAAUAAUUUUUAUAAAAUAUUUACAAUCGAUGUAUAUAUUUUGCAGUGUUAUUAUUAACCCUAAAUCUAAAACUUUAACUUAAAAAUAAAAAUGUAACGUAGCAGUACAAAAAUAAUUGGUUUGCAACACACCACACCCCGAGGGGAAUAUACGUUUUUAAUUUCACAAUAAUUAAAAUUAAAUUUAAAUAACAGCAAAAUGUCGCUGGCCAGUGCUGCGGGUGCUAUUUUGAAGCCACAGACGCCUUUGCAACAAUUGCUGGAAGACAUCAAUUUCCAGCGCACCAAGGAAAUGCGACAACUGCUGAAAGACGAUAGUGGAUUUGUCGUUCUAACUGGUACCACCUAUUGGACAGAAUUAUUUGUAAGACAUUUUCUUUUUCCAUCAGAACCAGUGCAUAGUAUCGAUUCAGAUGAUUUAUUAUUUUUCGUACGUAAAAAACACGUUAAAAGCUCUUCCCGACAUAUGCCAAAAUAUGAGACUGAGGUCGAUGUUUUUCGUAAAGACUCACGUAAACUACCAAUAGGUGAUCCUGAUGUAGACUGGGAGGAAACAGUCUAUCUGAAUAUGGUUAUACAUCAGUUCGAUUAUACGCUGACACUAGCUAUAUGUACACGCACAUCACCAAAGGAACUACAAGUACUGCGUAGGCAUUCGCAACGAGUUUACGCAAGCCCAAGUCGGCGUAAAAUGGAUACAAAAGGCGAAGGCGAAGAAAUUACCUAUCCUCAUAUAUGCUUUAUGGUGGAUAAUUUUGAUGAGGUUUUUAGUGAUAUUUUGGUGCGUGAUGGCGAAAUGGUUUGCGUGGAACUAGUGGCUAAUGAUAAAGAUGGUGCAGUACAAGGUGUAAUAUUUUUAGGUUCAAUACGUUAUGAUGCUUUAAAGAAAGUUUAUGAUGCAAGGCAAUCUAGUCUCAGUUCCAAAGUCGCACAACGCAUGUCGUUUGGUCUAUUCAGUAGCGGUGCUGGUGUGCAAACACGUUGUGAGUUUGUACGCAUGAAAGGUCCACAGGGCAAAGGACAUGCUGAAAUGGCUGUAACUAAGCCAAAAGGUUCUGGUGUAGAAACACCCACCAGUGAACCUGGUUUUUGUGCCACCGAUAUGUGGGAUGAGUGGGAAGAAGAAAAUGACGAUUAUUGCACUUAUCGUCACCAGAGACGUUUAAGUGAUCCCAGUGCAAAUUUAAAUAAUUUCAAUCGUUAUGGUUGGCGUACUAAAAAUACACAAGAUGUCACCGGUGCUGGAGCAAAGGCGCGUUCUGAAAAUGAGGGCUUAGAUACAUUAGCUAGUGAAGUUUCCGAAAUAGAAGCAGGCGAUUUGAGAGAUGAUCUACAUCCUGCUUUCUCGGCAUCCGAAGCUAAACUACAUCUCAAUCCAAAUUGUGAAAAGCACAAUGCAACCUUGUUACAAAAUCCAAGCACUGAAGAUGGCGCAGCGAUUGCUAGUACCCCAGUAGCAGAUGCUGUCGAAGUAACAGUCAUCACCUCACCCACUUCGAAUAAUACCACUGGCUGUGGUAACUGUUUCGGCGGUAAAAAAUGUAAACGUUGGGUCACAAAUGAUUUAGAUAAGAACACACCUGAAAUGUCCGAGAUCUACUGUCCAACCUGUGAUGAUGUUGCUAAUGAAACGCCGGCCUGCCUAAAUAAGAUGCCCGAUAAAAAGACCAAACCGAAACACAAGACAAUACUCAGUGUUGAAAGUGAAUUAGUGGUAACGAAAAGAGGAGGUAGCUUACGUUUGCACGAUAAGAAAACAAGUAUAACUCGUAGUUCAUCACUAAGUUCAGCCGAUCGGAAAGCAAAGAAGAAUGAAAGCUCCACGAAUAAAAAAGAGAAAACUAAAGUUAAAGAAAAAGACAAAGACAAGGAAAAAGAUAAAGAAAACACAAAGAGUAAGGAAACACAUAAACAAAAAGAUAAAGAAAAUAAAGAGAAGCCAAAGGAGAAGUCCUCAAAAACUGCAAAUAUUUUAGCACGUGUUUCUCCAAAGCGUCUAAGACCGAAAAUGUCCGCAUCCACUACCGAAAGUAAUACGAAAACAAAAACAAAUAAAACAACUAAGGAAACCGCAAAUAAUAAUGUGGAAGCAAACUCCAAUGGAGAGGACAUUAAACUUCAGGAGUAUGAAAUUGCUGAUGAUGCAACUUCACUGAAUGGUUGCGAGAUAAUUGCAAGUGAAAACGGUGCCAAAAUGGCAAUGUUUAGUGAAAACGAUUCAAAGCUCAUGAUAAAUGUGCGAGGACGAGAAGAAUUGCCUGUCAUGGAGGAACCAUCGCCGCCAACAACUGCAGAUAUAAAUGCAGCAACAACUACAACAAAUGAUACACAAAAUAAAACUUUAAUUUUUGAAAAAUGUGUACCUGUCAAUACAGAAUGCCCUCCAUUUCAGUUGCCGCUAAAAACGGUAACUGAUAACGUAAACAUUGAUAAUAAAACACAAAACAGGGAAGAAAAUUCAGAUGCUGAAACACAACAACCAACAGAAUUUACUCCAAUGCUGAACGAUUGCAAUGGCAAUUGUGAAGCAACCAUAUCGCCAACCCAAGUCGAACAAAGCAAUAACACCCAUGAGAGCGAUGAUUUUGAACAUGUCACACAACAAUCCACUUUACCACGUCCCAAGCGUACCGCAGCUCAACAAGCUUUCUACAACAAAGCCAUGAAUUUGGUGCCCAAACGACGUACACCAGAUGGCACCAAUAUUUAUUAUUGGUGUGACUUUCCUAGGAAAACUUUCAAAGAACUUGAUGAUGGUGCAUACAAUCCACUUUGGGCAAGUCGUGGCUUUACACAGUCAUUCCAUUUCUGGAAAGAAAAUCGUCGCCAGCAAUCUACACCGCUGAAUGCAUUUUUAACCUAUGUGACACUGCCUUGGUGGAGCAUUGCAAAGGAUUUGCUUGAUCAUCGCGAAACUCCAAUUUUAACAUUUUAGUAUUGAAUUCAACAAUUCAUCCAAAGGCCACAAUACUCAGUAUCACAAUAAUGAAUUUCAAACGAGCCUAUAGGGAAAACUUCAACGGAAUUGCCAACUGGAACCUUAGAAUAUAUCUUGUAUCUUUUUUUUUGUAUCUUGACAAAAUAAUUUGUUUGAUUUCAGAAAAAUUUUAUGUUUCAAAAACAACUUGAAAUUUC